AUGCGAACCCUGGAAAGGGUGACGGAAAACCGUAUCGAUUUCGAACAAGGGAAUCAGUUGAAGGAGGAUUGUGCGUUCUGUCGCAGUCUCGAUUGCGACAUCAUUUUCGCGUUACUUUUCACGUUUGUCAUUGCCUGUCUGCUCGUACUCAUUAUGUGCGACAUUUUAGAAUGUGAUCAUAUUUUCGAUUCGUCAAAGAAUGACGGGGAAUUUCAACUUCCCAUGCUACCACCACCCGCAACAGGAUCAGAACACACUUCGUCACCGGAAAUCCUUAAAAAUAUGCAAUGUAUAUACACGUUUGUUGCGGGGCCAAGGCAACGCGUAAAGCUCGAUUUCGAACAGUUUCAGUUGGCUGGGACUGCCGAUAAUUGUGAAAUGGAAUAUGUUGAUAUAUACUCAGAGCUCAAGAGUCCACAUGAUGACCUAUUAUCAGCUUCUUUUGGUGGUAGGUAUUGCGGUACUGUAUCGCCAUAUAUACGUAUAAGCUUGCAUAAGGUGAUCGUUUUGGUCUUUCAUUCCCGGGCAGCUUCGAACAGACGAUCUGAGCUAAAAUUUCGAGGACAUUACACGUUUAUCUCUGACGCUCGUUACAAUGUUGGACGUCAGCUAUCACCCGGGACAUGUUCAUUCGUUAUUGAUUCAAAAACCAGGAAACGAGGAACAAUUCUAUCUCCAACUUACCCAGGCACAUAUCCUAAAAACUUUCACUGCAGCUAUUUGCUCAAUGGGAAACCGGGUCAACGAAUUCGAUUUUUUUUCCGAGAUUUUGACAUAUAUUUUGGUGGUGAACAUUGUCCAUAUGAUUCGAUGACAAUUCAUGAUGGAAGCACGAACAGAGCACCUAUAAUUCGAAAAGUAUGUGGCCUUCAGCAACGAUUGGAGUUGUAUUCACUUGGUCAGAAUGCAUUUAUGGAGUUCAAUACAACCAGUCCAACAAAGGCCGAUCCUCGAGGUUAUGUAAUCGAUUAUGAGUUUUCAAAUCGAUAUGUUGACGUCGGAAAACUAUUGGGCAAUCAAAAAGGAGUGACUCAUCUGCGAGGAUCUGAGUGUGACGUUCGUGUUGAGAGCAAUAAAGAAACGGUGCAUUACUUACAGUCGCCGAAGAGAAACAAGUUUAUUCCAGCAAAAUAUUGCGCUCGAACCUUCCCAGGACCAACGGUUUCGGCGUUCGGCUCCCACGAAAUGCGAUUUUUCUUUCGCUCUGGUUCACAGGGAACGGGAAAUGGCUUCAAGGCACUGUAUAAAAUACGAAAAGCUUUUAAGGAAGAAAUUCCCACCAGAGAAACAUCCCGUCAUUGUGGCCAGAGAAUAACAAGAACGGAUGAUCGCACAACCGGCUGGCUUGUGUCACCCGGUUAUCCAAUCAAAUACAAUAAAGACCUCAUAUGUGAUUGGGAGAUCAAAGUGAGGCCUGGAUAUCGGAUUUUGCUGAACCUAGUAAAAAUGGAGGUAGAAGGUGCAAUGUCGGAUGAAUCGAUAAACUGUCAAAAUGCCGUGAUUCGCGUGGACGCUGAUAGUGGCGUAAAGGCUGGCCCGAGCGUUCGAGAAAUCUGUGGAACCGUUGAGAGUGUCGUUCAACCGAUUAUUUCAAAAAAUAAUACCGUCAGAAUAAGUUUCUUCACUUCUCCAGACAAAGUGAAUGGACUCAAGGGUUUUAACUUUACAUGGACCGAGGUGAAACUUAUCAAAGAUGAUCGUGAGUGCAGCAGUCCAUCGCAAUACCUAUGUACAUAUACGAAACUCUGCAUUGAUGCGCGGCUGCGUUGCAAUGGUGACGAGAACUGUGGUCUUCAUGACGACACUGACGAAGCACAUUGCAGUAAGCUCGAAAGUGCAACCGAUCUUCAAACGGUUCUUUUCGCUGCAACCUUUUCUGGUUGCAUAUUUCUUUUCAUUUUCGGCUUCUUUUGCUAUCUGUUCAAGAAGAAGUUUGAACGGAAGAAGAACAAGAAACGGCGUCGAUAUGCUACUUCAGGCUUGAAGCAUCAACGCCAGCCAUAUCGAUCUCAAAAACCAGUAUCGAAAGCCACCAUUAAUCGGCCAAUGGAUAUUCACUUGCUACCGUCACCAGCGACCCAGCGUCUCACUCAUCAUGAUAUAACUGGCGUCCUACCACCUUCCAACCACCAAACCCAACUAACAUCCAUUUAUCGACAACCAUUACAUCAAUCAACCAGUGAAACUUUUUACGGUUAA
Anisakis simplex (herring worm) is the source of this 2199-nucleotide messenger RNA. The record is from the annotation of a GenBank genome assembly. NCBI's taxonomy places the organism in Eukaryota, Metazoa, Nematoda, Chromadorea, Rhabditida, Anisakidae.